Messenger RNA from Sceloporus undulatus (fence lizard), 1803 nucleotides. RefSeq names its product cytochrome P450 2J5-like. Lineage: Eukaryota; Metazoa; Chordata; Lepidosauria; Squamata; Phrynosomatidae. Bases 313 to 1782 code for a protein of 489 amino acids. The record is from RefSeq and is a predicted model, not a curated record. The transcript is spliced from 9 exons. Gene Ontology annotation, molecular function: oxidoreductase activity, acting on paired donors, with incorporation or reduction of molecular oxygen, reduced flavin or flavoprotein as one donor, and incorporation of one atom of oxygen; heme binding; iron ion binding. Gene Ontology annotation, biological process: xenobiotic metabolic process; arachidonate metabolic process. Gene Ontology annotation, cellular component: intracellular membrane-bounded organelle; cytoplasm.
GAACUCUCUUUUAUAUGUAUGGAGUAUAUGGAAUAUGGAAAUAUGGACAAUGACUCCAUAACCAUAAUGAAUGUUGCAUAAUAAUUAAUACAGGAUUAUGCACAAAACACAUCUCUACACUAAUGUCAGCUUCCAGGAAGUCUUUCUGCAACCUCUCCUCAGACCGAAUCUAUAAAAGGCUGGUAGUGGAAAAGCAGAGGUGACAGUGACAAUAUCACAACAGAAGGCAAAAGCCACUGGAGAAAUUGUAGUCAGCCUAUCCAGGUGUCCUAGAAAGAAAGAUACGAGAGCAGAGGAAUCAAAGGCAGAGUAAUGAUGGGGAUUUGGGAACUGGCCUCUCUGCUCCUGGGCCUUCUGGCCCUGCAGUAUCUGAAGCAGCUCUGGUCAAGCAGAAACUACCCUCCUGGACCUUUCCAGCUUCCCCUCGUUGGAGGCGUCUGGUGGGUGAGAAAGAAGUUUUCUCAAGACAUUUUCAUUAAGCUUGCUAAGCAAUAUGGAAACAUUUUUACAAUAUGGCUGGGCUCUUAUCCUAUAGUCAUCUUGUCUGGAUACCAAGCAGUGAAAGAAGGACUGAUUGUCCGCUCAGAAGAUUUUGCGGCGCGACCAGUGACCCCUACUUUAAAAGCUCUGUUUAAAAAAAGGGGUAUUAUAACAUCAAACGGACACAUCUGGAAGCAGCAAAGACGGUUUGGGCAAGUUACUCUAGGAAAGCUGGGAGUUGGGAAGAAAUGCACAGAGCACAUAGUAGAAGAGGCGGCCCAUCAGCUUGUGGAGAUCUUUACACUUGCAAAGGGGCAUCCAAUUGACCCCAUACUACCUAUCUCAACUAAAAUCUUCAAAGUGGUGUGUGCUGUGGUUUUCGGGCACCAAUCUUAUUUCCAAGAGGAGGAAAUCGAGAAAAUUUUGGAAGAAUCUGAAACGGGUAUAAAAUUUGCAGGCACCAUCUCUCAUAUUCUCUAUGAAUUGUUUCCACGGCUGAUGGACCGCCUUCCAACGCCUUUCCGGAAGAUGCGUGCCAUGGUAGACAAGCGGAUUUUGCAUUUAAGGGAGGAGAUUGCGAGGCACAAGGAAUAUCAGAUGCAAAAUGAACCCCAGGAUUUCACGGAUUUCUAUCUGCUUCAGAUGGAGAAAAGCAAGAAUGACCCUGACUCUACUUAUAAUGAGGAUAAUCUGGUGCAGUGUAUCCUGGACUUCCUUGUCGCAGGGACAGAAACCUCUUCCACGACUCUGCAAUGGGCUCUGCUCCUCAUGGGAGUUCAUCCAGAGAUCCAAGAUAAAGUCUACAAGGAGAUGGAGAAUGUUUUGGGGACGUCUCAAUCCAUCUGCUAUCAAGAUCGGAAGAAGAUGCCCUACACCAAUGCUGUGAUUCAUGAGAUCAUGCGUUUAAAAUAUGUCUUUCCCAUUGGGGUCGCUAGACGAAGUGUUAAGGAUGUGACCAUGCAUGGGUAUACCAUUCCCAAGGGGACCUUUGUUGUUCCAGAUCUGACCUCAGUACUUCUUGAUCCCAAGCAAUGGGAGACACCAAGAGACUUCAACCCACAACACUUUUUGGACAAAGAUGGACAAUUUGUGGCUAGAGAAGAGUUUCUAGCAUUUGGAGCAGGUCCUCGCGUCUGCCUGGGGGAGCAGUUGGCCAGGAUGGAGAUCUUCCUUUUUUUCACCCACCUCCUGAGAUCAUUCCGGUUUUAUUUCCCAGAAGGAACAGACCAGAUCAACCAGGAUCCUUUGGUAGGGUUCCUAUUACACCCUGAAGCUUAUAAAAUAUGUGCUGUUCCCCGCUAAAAUUCAUCCUGAAAUAAUAAA